AUGACAUUGGUUAUCAGAGAGAGGAGACACAAACAAGCUCUAAUGCUUUCCUUACCAAAACCACAUUCAGAUUUUCCAUUUCAAACACACAUACCAGCAGUGCUGCCAUCCCCAUUUUCCCAUGUAGAUUCUUCUCCAGGCAUCAUCAAGGACCUUUCAGACCUUGAGAAACUAGCAGUUCUUGGCCAUGGCAAUGGCGGCAUAGUCUACAAAGUUUAUCACACGAAGAACCGUUCCUUUUAUGCAUUGAAGGUCUUACGCUUGAAUGAGAAUGGCAUCGGCAUCCUCGAGGCCGAGAUUCUAAAACGAGUGAAUUCGCCGUAUAUAGUAAGGUGUCAUGCAGUUUUUGACAAUGACAACUGCAGUGAGGGUGACAUUGGCUUUGUCAUGGAAUACAUGGAAGGAGGAUCGUUGCACGAUGUGUUGCAAGAACACCACAGGCUGCCAGAGGAGGUGAUCUCGGUGUUGGCUAAGCGUGUUUUGGAAGGACUUAACUAUCUGCAUGGCAUGCACAUCGUCCAUAGAGAUAUUAAACCCUCAAACUUACUUGUGAAUGACAAGGGUGAGGUGAAGAUUGCUGAUUUUGGAGUAAGUCAUGUAGUGGAAGGAAAGUUUGAGGUAAGCGACUCCAAUGCAGGAACAUGUGCCUAUAUGAGCCCGGAAAGGAUUGAUCCGGAUAGAUGGGGUGGUGAAAAUGCAGACGAGUUUGCAGGAGAUGUGUGGGCAACGGGAGUGGUGAUGUUGGAAUGCUUUUUGGGUUAUUUUCCGUUGAUCGGUCCAGGGCAGAGACCAGAUUGGGCAACUUUGAUGUGUGCAAUUUGCUUUGGUGAGAAGCUGGAGAUGCCAGAAAAAGCAUCGCCAGAGUUUCAAAAUUUUGUGAGGAGGUGUCUUGAGAAGAAUUGGAGAAAGAGAGCAACAGUUUUAGAGCUUCUUCACCACCCUUUUGUGGGUAGAAACUGUUGCUGUUCCAGUACAGGGCUUGGAGAUUAUGUUCUUCGGGGUCAAGUUCACUAG
This is a messenger RNA of Glycine soja, 1014 nucleotides long. RefSeq names its product mitogen-activated protein kinase kinase 10. The coding region runs from base 1 to 1014 and encodes 337 amino acids. Lineage: Eukaryota; Viridiplantae; Streptophyta; Magnoliopsida; Fabales; Fabaceae. Gene Ontology annotation, biological process: protein phosphorylation. Gene Ontology annotation, molecular function: protein serine/threonine kinase activity; ATP binding. The record is from RefSeq and is a predicted model, not a curated record. The transcript has a single exon. Gene Ontology annotation, cellular component: cytoplasm.